AUGACUCAAACAAUGCUGCAGCUUUUGCAGUCGAAGACCAUUGUGGAUUGUGAUACCAUGGAUGUUGAAGUUCCAAAAGUAAUGGGGCCUUUCGUCGAUUGCACCUCAAACCAAGCAAUAGCUUACAUGGAGCUCAUAAAACCAAAACACAAGUCACUUAUUCAAGACUCUGUCUCGAAAGCCAAAGAGCUUAAUGCAACAUUUGGCGAGAUUCCAGAGACAGAAUUAGCUGUAGAAAUUGCGAUGAUAAAACUACAACUGGCAAUCGUCCCUUAUAUUACAGGAUAUGUCCACGUUCAGACAAAUCCAAAAUAUUCCCACGUUAAAGACAAAACCAUCGCCAAUGCAAUACGAAUUACAAAGCUCUUUAAAUCUCUCGAUCCAGAUUUCGAUACCACAAGAGUGUGCAUCAAAAUCCCCUCAACAUUCGCCGGUCUUCAAGCCUGUGGAAUCUUAGAAUCAGUCCACAACAUAACCACACUAGCAACAACCCUUUUCGUAAUCGAACAAGCCGCUCUAGCAGGAGAAGUAGGAGCUCACUACAUCGCUCCCUACGUCAACGAGCUCCGCGUCCACUUCGAUCCCACAUUCACGGAUACUCAUAAAGCUCAGCGUCUAUGUCUGGAAGCUCAAAGGUAUUAUGAGAAAUACGGCUAUAAGACGCAAGUACUUCCAGCAAGCCUAACGUCUACGGAGGAGAUUAUGGAGUUAGCCGGUGUGCAUCAUAUUACGAUUUCACCUGGUUUGCUGAAGCACUUAGCAGAGAAGAAGGCUGAAGAUAAUAAUACGAUGUCGAUUUUUGAGAAGGCGCCGGACGGGUUUGAGGUAGCUGGUAAGAUGAGCUUUGCGAAUGAUGAAGAGGGGUAUAUGAGGGCUUUUGAGAAGGCGAUUGGAGGUGAGGCGGUGAGGAAAUUGGACGAUGCUAUCAGAAUAUUCUCUGAGAUGCAGGAUAAGUUCGAGGCCUUGAUGGUUUAG
Molecule: messenger RNA, 975 nt
Organism: Glarea lozoyensis ATCC 20868
Lineage: Eukaryota; Fungi; Ascomycota; Leotiomycetes; Helotiales; Helotiaceae
Product: Aldolase
Exons: 6
Coding region: 1-975 (324 amino acids)
Biological process (GO): carbohydrate metabolic process; pentose-phosphate shunt, non-oxidative branch
Cellular component (GO): intracellular anatomical structure
Molecular function (GO): transaldolase activity
Source: RefSeq, a predicted model, not a curated record